Maudiozyma barnettii is the source of this 1848-nucleotide messenger RNA. It is a transcript of the gene GGA2, whose product is annotated as phosphatidylinositol 4-phosphate-binding protein. The transcript has a single exon. Bases 1 to 1848 code for a protein of 615 amino acids. The record is from RefSeq and is a predicted model, not a curated record. Gene Ontology annotation, molecular function: ubiquitin binding; phosphatidylinositol binding. Gene Ontology annotation, cellular component: trans-Golgi network. Gene Ontology annotation, biological process: Golgi to vacuole transport; Golgi to endosome transport; protein transport to vacuole involved in ubiquitin-dependent protein catabolic process via the multivesicular body sorting pathway. Lineage: Eukaryota; Fungi; Ascomycota; Saccharomycetes; Saccharomycetales; Saccharomycetaceae.
AUGUCACGUCCAUCUCAUUACGAUAGACACCAUAGCGGUGGAAGAAUCACUGGCGUAACCAACCCAUUACUGAUAAAGAUCCAGCGAGCAUGUCGAAAGACUUUACACGAACCUGAUCUAUCGUUAAAUCUAGAGAUUGCCGACUUGGUUAAUGAAAGACAAGGUGCAUACCCUCGAGAGGCAUGUAUUACCUUGGUGAAAUUGAUCAAUUGUCGGGAUCUACAUACUGCAUUAUUUGCCAUUGCUUUAUUAGAUGUCCUUGUGAAAAAUUGUGGGUAUCCCGUUCAUCUACAAAUUUCAAGAAAAGAAUUCUUAAAUGAAUUGGUAAGACGAUUCCCUGAUCACCCUCCAGUUCAUUAUUCUAAUGUACAAAAAUUGAUUCUUACUGCCAUUGAAGAAUGGUAUCAAACUAUAGCUAAACAUGGAGAAAAUAAAAAAGAUAUGACUUAUAUUAGAGAUAUGCAUAGAUUAUUAAAAUUUAAAGGUUAUAAUUUCCCAAAGAUUGACCCAAGAGAUUUAGCUGUAUUGAAACCUAAGAGACAAUUAAAAACUACGAAAGAAAUUCAAAGAGAACAAGAUAUUAAACAAGCUGCAAAACUAGAAGAAUUGAUUAGACGUGGUACUCCAGAGGAUUUAUUGGAAGCAAAUAAAUUGAUGAAAGUUAUGGCUGGAUUUAAACAAGAUAAUAUUAUUGAAGCUAAAAAAUCAAUGAACCACGAAUUAAAUAAAUUGAAAAAUAAAUCUGAGUUAUUUAAUGAAUUAUUGAAUCAAAAGAUACAAUCAAAUAAUGGUGAUGCUGAUUCAAAUAAAAUAAUCGAUGAGUUAUAUUCAAUCUUGAAAACAGCUCAACCGAAAUUUGCAAAAAUUAUUGAAGAAGAACAAGAAGAUGAUAAAUUAGUUCAAAAUGUAAUGGCUUUUAAUAAUAAGGUGGAUGAAUUGUUGAAUAGAUAUAUCUUAAUGAAAAAAGGGAAAACAAAUCUUGAAACCACUACUAAUAAGAUUGAUGCUUUCUCUACAUGCACUGAUGUAAGAUCUUCAUAUGAUGAUAAUGAUAAUGAUAAUAACUCAGGUGCAAUUGCUCACGAAAUCAAUUUGAUCGAUUUUGAUAAUGAACCUUCCCAUUCUCCAUCUCCAUUACCUUCAAUGUUGAACGGAACAGCUUCAAAUCCGGAAGAUCUAAUUUUUGACAUGUCUAACACAAGUAAGAAAGAGAGUGUUCCUAACGAUAAUUUAAUUGAUUUAUUAGGUGAUUUCAAUGAAUUGAAUAUUUCGAAGUCUGUUACAACCCCUCAAAAUUUUGGUAUGAGUGGUCACAUUCAGUUGGGUACGUCUACUGUUGCUAUACCGGUGGUCACGAACAAUACUAUAAAUGGCAUUAUUCCUGACACAUCUGAGGAUUUAUUAUCUCUUGAUCAAAGCAAUAGUAGUUGUAGAAACAGUAAUUCUCCAGAAUUCCAACUAUCAACAGAUCAAGGAACUAUCAUAAACAAAACUAAUUCAAGAGUUUCAGUCAACCAGUCUAAUAAUAUUAAAAUUGACAUGAUUCAGACAAAAUUAUCUGCAGAUACUCUUAAAGUGAAUCUAAUUGUUAGUAACCUCACUUCUUCAGAUGUUUCGAAUGUAACAUUAUCCCUGGCGGUUCCAAAAUCUGUAUCUUUGAAAUUAGAAACACAAUCUGCAGAUCAUAUGUCUGGGAACACCAUCGACGGGGUAACACAAGUUGCCAUACUCGAAAACAUUUCAAAAAGUUCAAGCAAACCUUUAAAAAUUAAAUGGAAACUUAAUUACAUAAUCGAUAGUAUUACUCCAAUUGAAGAAACAGCUGUGUUUUCAUUUCCCAAAAUUUAA